GCCAUAUUGACACUUCGCCAAUGUGGGUAUUUGUCGUUUAAUUUUUCGCUCGAUGUGCAACUCGGUUAGGCUGUUCGUGUGUCCGUUUUGGUGCCGUGAACCAUGAACCAGUUUGAAUAAUGAAUAAUUUCAGUGUCCGCUAACGUACCUCUAGUGUUCGUCCAUUUCCUAUAGCGCAUAGGAAAACGGAUUGCUGUGUCGCUAAAGUGUGGGAGCCAUCGAAAGCAAAGAAAAAGAUUGCUACACACAUUACUGCUCUAUUUUAUGUUCGUUGGCGACGAGUGGUAGAGUGAGAACACGCAAAUAGAUCGGUGGUCAAACGAACAAACUAAACGUCUAUAUUAUGAAAAGUUAGUUAAAGGAGGAUUUACAGUGCUCCUCGUCGGCUUGUGUUUUGUCUGUAAAAAAACAUUAAACUGUGCGCUAGACGUUACAGCAGCGUUGCUAGUGGAGCCACCAAUCAAUCAGCCUCGACAGUCGGAUCACAUCUACAACUAUAGACAAACUCCAAGGGUAAAUCGUCUUAUAAGGACUUCAUCCUAGAACCAUUACUCGCCAGCAAUCAAAUUCGCAUCAAUCCAUACAAUCAAGUGCACCGAGGUUUAGAACACUGCAUUCUACUGCUCCGUUGCGCUUUACCCUGUAAGGAAGACCGUUCAAAGCACAUCUGCAGUUCUUUCCCACCUUCCUUUCUACACGGUUUCAGAGAGUGAAACAGGAAACGGAACCUAGCAUUGCAAAAUGAAUGAUUUCAUCGUAGCGGGCAAGUAUCGCAUCAUCCGCAAGAUCGGAUCGGGCUCCUUCGGUGAUAUCUACCUCGGUAUCAACAUCACAAAUGGCGAGGAGGUGGCACUGAAGGUGGAGAGUAUACUGGCUCGCCAUCCGCAGCUCACAUAUGAGUACAAACUGUACAAAGUGCUCACUGGUGGUGUGGGCAUACCGCACAUCCGCUACUUCGGCCAGGAACGCAGCUACCACGUACUGGUAAUGGAUUUGCUCGGUCCCUCGCUGGAAGAUUUGUUCAACUUCUGCAGUCGACAUUUCACAAUCAAGACCGUGCUGAUGCUGGUGGACCAGAUGAUCGGACGGCUUGAGUACCUGCACAUGAAAAAUUUCAUCCACCGCGAUAUUAAACCGGACAACUUCCUGAUGGGUAUCGGGCGACACUGCAACAAGCUGUUCCUGAUCGACUUCGGUUUGGCAAAGAAAUAUAGGGAUUUCCGUUCCCGCAUUCACAUCUCGUACCGGGAGGAUAAGAACCUGACAGGUACCGCACGUUACGCGUCAAUCAACGCGCAUCUUGGCAUCGAGCAGAGCCGUCGCGACGAUAUGGAGUCGCUCGGGUACGUGAUGAUGUACUUCAACCGCGGUUCGUUGCCGUGGCAGGGGCUCAAAGCUACCAACAAGAAGCAGAAGUAUGAGAAGAUCUCGGAGAAAAAGAUGUCCACCCCGAUCGAGGUGCUGUGCAAGGGCUUUCCGGCGGAGUUCGCUAUGUAUCUGAACUACUGUCGCAGUUUGCGCUUUGAGGAAGGUCCCGACUACAUGUAUCUGAGGCAGCUCUUCAGAAUUCUGUUCCGCACCCUGAACCAUCAGUACGACUACACAUUUGACUGGACAAUAAUGAAACAAAGGGCGAUGCAGCAAGGCAGCAACAACCCGCCUGCAGUUACAUCCGGCGAAAACAAACGAGAGGAGCGGCGUGAUAAAGAUAAACUGUCCAGCGAUACGGAUGAAUAGGAAUUUUGAAUGAUUGGAAGUAAGUAAGUAUCAUCAUCGUUGCGAAACUCCCCUUGCCCCCUCCCACGCCAAUUCCCACUCUCCUCAUCUCCCCCCGCAACAUGUAUAGGGUGAGAAGAUGCGAUUUGUUUCUAAACGCAAAAGACGUACACAUGAUACGUGAUUCAGUCGCGGUGGAUAGAAGGCGCAUUAGUAACAGAGAGAGAAAAAGAGAAAGAGAGAGAGAGAGAGAGAGAGAGAGAGAGAGAGAGAGAGAGCAUGCGGAAAAGAGGGAGAGAAAAAAAGUUAGUUUAUACUGAGAAAACUCGAUUAGGUAAGGUGUCACAACUAGUGUUAGAGAGUUAAAUUACUUCCCAAGUAGGUAUGUAACAUCCCUUUGAUGCAGUGUAGGGUGAUAUGAACUGAAGCGUGGAGGGGAGGGGGACAAAAAAAAAUAUUGCAAAUUCAACCUACAUAGACACGAGGAGAAAACACUCAAAAACAAACGGGGAAGAGGAGGUGCCGGGUGGGACAGGGCAAGAAAUGUCAUAGAACAUAUCGGCCUUUUGUGUCCCGUUCCGUAAAUUGUUAGGGAUAGUGGAAUUCAUCCACAAUACUACGGAGUGACCACUCGGCAAACACAAGCAGAAAAACGCAUGGAAUGGGCGACGAGGUUCAUUUGUCUGAUUGUUUAAACUAACUAGCUAACUAUUUUCGGUACUUGUCCGCGGGUUAAAUUUGGUCAAUAUCGUUUGGUUAAGCAAACAGUCGUAAGGACAUACUUACAACUCGCAAAACUUCCUCAAAUUGACAAGAAUGAUCUAGUUUUGCAUAUUAGAUUUAGUUACAUCUUUAGAAAGCCCUGGACAUCCUGGCAACGUCAUUGUGGUAGCUUUUUUAUUGUAUUUUUUUGUGUUCGAAUGAUCGUUAUUUGCUACAUUUUCUUAAAUUGUGAUCAACUGUAGCGAGAAUGUCAUCAAUAUUUGAAAUCUCUAUGGUUGUAGCUCAGUGGGAUAAGAUAACAACAGUGAGAAAACAACGCGAAGGUCAGGCAAUAGUUAAUUUAAGUGUAAUGUCAUCUAUGUUGUAUGAUUUUGUAACAUUUAUGUAUUUUUGCGAAAUACUUUGCACUGAUGGGAAGAUUGGGCCCAAGGUUGCAAUAAAAUAUCAUGAAGCGUACAGUAAAAAAAAUGUGAUGUAUUAGUCAAUGGUAUGGGGCCACCGGGACACGGUGUAUUGGUAGCGGCACCGGUCUUCACACGACUGGUUCGAUCCAUAAUACCAACCGGACCACUCUCCCGUACACAUUGUGUUGAAUUUGUUGAUUUUCCCCUCUAAGGAUACUAACUGUAUUUGAUUGGAGGACACCCGCAUUGCACACUUGGGGCACUUCGAAAGAUAGAGAGAGAAAGAGAGAGGUUGAUGAGCUUAAGAAAAGGCUUACUAUGAUCAAAAUCGUUGUUGUACAUUCAUUCCUAAGCGAGCGACGUACGUCCGAGCAGCGUCCGAAAUUCAGCAUACCUCUGAUUGCCUGAAGUAAAGCAACGAAUUCUUUUUAAGAGAAAGGGAAAGUUUAACCGUUCUAUAGAACGCCCCAUGAUUUGUAUUUGUGUAUAAACUGUUGAUGAUUUUUUGUGCGGACUGGUUUUUGUUUAGAAUCAAAACAAAAAGCUAUGCAUGCAAACGGUCGUACCAAGAGCCUUUGUGUAAUUAAACCCUAAUAAUGCAAUAAUAAGAAAUAUUGUCAAUUUUUGUUUUCGUUUGAACGGCCUGGCCGUAUCGACUUAUUUUACCAGUUUUACCUGCUCCGCUACCAUUAUGCCACCGGGCCGCCCCAAAUUUUGUCAAUUAAUGCCAUUGCUUUCUACUUGCGUUUUUUUUUCGUUUAAAAACUUGUUAUUUCGAGUAGCAGUAACAGGGCUAGACAAAUUAAUUCCGUGUAUUACAUAUGGCAUGGAUAAAGUCUGUGUUAGGUUAUUUUGGGUGCGUGAUACGUUAUCAUAAAACGGCUCCACUUAACCGAUCAGAUUAUUGAAACACAGUGGGGUUGGUUUUUGAGAAGUUUUGUAAGAUUAUGCGGAAUAGCACCAACGCAUAAUGUUAGUGAUCUCGAUUGCUCUCCAAACAUUUUCCCCAUUACUGUUUCGUAACGUUCACAAACUAAUACAUAAAGGGGAUGUCAGUUCAAGCGAAAUAAACUUUGCUUUACACAGCUUCGACAUACAAAUAAAACAUUUCUAAACCACUUUGAUUUGCAGAAAGCAGUACGGCCAGGCCGUCUUUCGUGAAUAAAAAAAAACAAUAACAAUUCUUACCUUUGCUUUACUGGCCCCGAAAGGCGACUUAUGU
Messenger RNA from Anopheles moucheti, 4065 nucleotides. Its product is annotated as casein kinase I-like. Gene Ontology annotation, biological process: signal transduction; negative regulation of canonical Wnt signaling pathway; peptidyl-serine phosphorylation. Gene Ontology annotation, molecular function: protein serine/threonine kinase activity; ATP binding. NCBI's taxonomy places the organism in Eukaryota, Metazoa, Arthropoda, Insecta, Diptera, Culicidae. Gene Ontology annotation, cellular component: cytoplasm; nucleus. The transcript is spliced from 3 exons. Bases 742 to 1737 code for a protein of 331 amino acids. The record is from RefSeq and is a predicted model, not a curated record.